CUCUCUCUCUCUCUCUCUCUCUAUCUCUCUCUCUCUCUCUAGAGUCUAUACUAUAUAUCCAGCGUUAAUUUCCAUGAGAGAGAGAAAGAGGGGUGGUAAACAAAAUUCAAAGUUGAAAACUUUAUCUCAAACCCAUAAAUAAUUCAAGUGUUUGACAAAUUGGGUCGGUUCAGAAAGGAUUCAAUUCAAGUCCUCGAUCUGCAUCCUUCUCUUUUCAUUCAUUUCUUGAUUUUGGGUCCAUUUUUCGAAUCAGGUUGGUUAAGUUUUCUGUUUUUCUUGAAUAAUUUGAAACAAAAAAACAUCAUUGACUUUAGUGUUGUGAAAAUGAAAAUUCUUCUUCUUUUGUUGUUACUGUUUUUUAAUCUUACUCUAUAUGCUACUGCUACUGAAGCUGAAUAUGAUCAUUGUAACUGUGAUGACGAAGAAGCUCUUUUCAGCAUCCACACCAUACUUGUUGGUCAAAAAGUCAGUGACUUUUUCAUUGCUGUUGCAUAUUUUUCCAUACCAAUUGAACUUCUUUACUUUGUUAGCCGUUCCAAUGUUCCUUUCAAAUUGCUUUUCCUUCAAUUCAUAGCCUUCAUAGUUCUAUGUGGUAUGACUCAUUUACUCAAUGCUUAUUCUUAUCAUGGUCCUCCUUCUUUUCACUUGCUUCUUUCUAUCACUGUUGCUAAAUUCCUAACUGCUCUUGUGUCAUGUGCAACUGCAUUGACACUUCCACCUUUGAUCCCCCUCCUUUUGAAAAUUAAGGUGAGGGAGCUUUUCUUGAGGCAGAAUGUGAUGGAAUUGGGCCAAGAGGUUGGGAUUAUGAAGAAACAGAAGGAAGCUAGUUGGCAUGUUAGGAUGCUCACUAGGGAGAUUAGGAAGAGUCUUGAUAAACAUACCAUUUUGUAUACUACACUUGUUGAGCUUUCUAAGGCUUUUGAUUUGCAUAAUUGUGCGGUUUGGAUGCCGAAUGAGGAUAGGCGAGAAAUGUAUUUGACUCAUGAAUUGAAAUCGGAUUCGGGGAAGAGUUUUCAUAAUUCUAUUCCUGUGAUUGACCCUGAUGUGUUGGAGAUAAGGAAAACUAAAGGGGUGAAGAUUUUGAGGCCAGAAUCUAAACUAGGAGCUGGAAGUAGUGGUGGCGGCAGUGGCAAGGAGUUGGGUGCUGUUGCAGCUAUUCGUAUGCCGAUGCUUCAUGUUUCAAAUUUCAAAGGAGGGACGCCGGAGUUGGUUGAUACGUGUUAUGCUAUACUGGUUUUGGUUCUUCCAAGUUCGAACUCUAGGGUUUGGACCAAGCAAGAGAUGGAGAUAGUUGAGGUGGUUGCUGAUCAGGUAGCUGUAGCGCUUUCUCAUGCAUCGGUUCUUGAAGAGUCUCAUUUAAUGAGACAGAAACUGGAAGAGCAGAACCGAGCGUUGCAGCAGUCUCAGAAGAACGCAAUGAUGGCCAGCCAGGCUAGGAAGUCAUUCCAGACUGUGAUGAGCCAUGGACUGAGGAGGCCUAUGCAUUCGGUUGUCGGGAUGCUUUCCUUGUUUCAAGAUGGUAUUACGAGGCCUGAACAGAAGAUUAUUGGGGACACGAUGUUGAAAGUCGGUAAUGUGCUGUCUAGUUUAGUAAACGAUGUAAUGGAUAUUUCUGAUAAUAAAAAGGGAGGCCUCCAAUUAGAGAUGAAACCUUUCCUUCUCCAUUCCAUGUUGAGGGAAGCUGCUUCCAUUGCAAAGUGCUUGUGUGUUUAUGAAGGCUUCGGUUUCGAAAUCAAUGUCCAGAAGUCUUUGCCUGAAAAAGUUUUGGGCGACGAAGCAAGGACUUUUCAAGUAAUUAUGCAUAUUAUUGGAUAUUUAUUGAACACGUGUGACCGAGGGAAACUUGCUUUCCGGGUUUUACUAGCAAGUGAUGGUGGAGAUAAGGAUGACAAAAAAUUGGGUGUAUGGAGAUCAAGCAGCCAAGUUGAGUACGUAAAUAUAAAAUUUGAUUUUCAGAUUACAGGUAGUUCUGAGUCAGAUGAAUCAAUCUCAACAAAACAACAUUCUAGUAGGAGGCUGUAUCACAAUAGUGAAUCUAAGGAGGGCCUAAGCUUCAACAUGUGCAGGAAGUUGGUACAGAUAAUGCAAGGUAAUAUAUGGAUAUCACCAAAUUCUGAUGGUUUGGUGCAAGGCAUGUCACUUCUUCUCAAGUUUCAGACAGGACCAUCACUUGAAAGAUACAUAUUUGCUCCUAAAGAUUCUUCAAACUCACAGUUUAGAGGCCUCAAGAUUUUGUUAGCAGAUGACGAUGGUUUAAACAGGAUCGUGACGAAGAAACUACUCGAGAAGCUAGGUUGUCAAGUAACAGCAGUUACGUCAGGGUUUGAGUGCCUGAGUGCUAUAAGCAGCUCCGCUAACUCAUUUAAAAUUAUCAUGUUGGAUAUUCACAUGCCUGAAAUGGAUGGUUUUGAAGUGGCAACUAGGAUCAGGAAGUUCAAUGGCCCUAACUGGCCUUUGAUCAUAGCUGUUAUAGCAAAUGCAGAAGAUCAAGUGAAGGAUAGAUGCGUGCUAGCGGGAAUGAAUGGUGUGAUUCGGAAACCGAUCCUACUUCAUCAGAUAGCAGAUGAACUUAGAACAGUCCUGCAGCGUGCGGGUGAAAAACUGUGAAUACAAUUUCUAAGUGCCUCAAAUUGGCAUAGAGAACUUGGACUUUUUAACAAUACCAAUUGUUUGAAAAUAGUCGGUUUAUUUUGUAGUCGUAGCUGCGAUUGAGUCUUUUGUCACAGCGCAUUAUGGCCUUUGGUAGUGCAGGUUUUGAACCGUGAUUGUGGUCAUGGUCAUGAUCGUGGUCGCAUUAUGGUUGUGACACUGAUACAAUUUUUUUGUUUGCUUGGUGUUUGUGGUCACAAUCAAAGGUGAUUGCAACCAUAACUAUUAAUAUUGCAAUCAAAAUGGCACUAUUGUUGUUGCUGUGAUGCGGUUCACAAUUUAGAAUUAUGAUACAAUGUGUAUUUUCUAAAAGGAAAUAAUACAGUGCUAAUGAAUCAACAAAAUUAGCAAA
This is a messenger RNA of Cicer arietinum (chickpea), 3001 nucleotides long. Its product is annotated as protein EIN4. Gene Ontology annotation, cellular component: endoplasmic reticulum; endoplasmic reticulum membrane. NCBI's taxonomy places the organism in Eukaryota, Viridiplantae, Streptophyta, Magnoliopsida, Fabales, Fabaceae. Gene Ontology annotation, molecular function: protein binding; ethylene binding; ethylene receptor activity. Gene Ontology annotation, biological process: phosphorelay signal transduction system; response to ethylene. The record is from RefSeq and is a predicted model, not a curated record.